Apis florea (little honeybee) is the source of this 3521-nucleotide messenger RNA. RefSeq names its product MAX dimerization protein (gene Mxd). Gene Ontology annotation, molecular function: RNA polymerase II cis-regulatory region sequence-specific DNA binding; DNA-binding transcription factor activity, RNA polymerase II-specific; protein dimerization activity. Lineage: Eukaryota; Metazoa; Arthropoda; Insecta; Hymenoptera; Apidae. Gene Ontology annotation, biological process: regulation of transcription by RNA polymerase II. The record is from RefSeq and is a predicted model, not a curated record.
UUUGACAUCGAUAAAUGCGUGAGAGUGCUCGCGAAGUGCGGAUCAGGCUGUCGCUCGCUCGUCGGCUUGUUGUAGUCGUCGUCGUCGUCGGGGGCUCGUGGGCUCGUCGUCGUCGGUCAGUUCGAGCCUCCUUUUCUUUGUCCUGACUAGACCCCCACUUUGUACCCGCGAAAACCUGUGCAGUAGUAGUGUUAGGCAGUGCCGAUCCACAGUGACCGUCUUUCUUUACGACGUCGCUCAGCUGCACCUACUUUCGUGUGUGAGCGAACGUAUCCGGCGUGCCAAAUGUCACUAGGUGGACGAUAGGGUCGAAAUAUACUCGAUCCUCGACGUUAUACAUAUACAUGCGUUUACUGUGCAUGUAUACAACGAAGAGGUACCACUCACAUUAAAACGUCAGAAAUGAGCGUUUAUGUAUAUUGUCAGAUACGCGAUAUAUAUUCGCGUGAUCUUUAAUGUUACUCCGUGUAUUGCGUAUCAUUUCUUGCGCUGUAUUCUCUACAUAUCGUGAACGUGUGUAUGCACCACCGUGUUGCCGUUGUUUCUUGUAUGGGAAUCACAUUUAUUACCGAUCACGUAUACACAUAUUUUCACUCGCAUUACGUGCGUGUGUAUAGACAUGUUUGUGCGGUGUAAUGUGCAUGUGUACUAAAAGUCGCUUGCAAUCCAGUCGAGAACGGAAUCAAGGGAGCGCCUUUCUGUGUGCUCAUCGUGAACGGAAAACCAUACGAAUAUUAUUGUGAUCGCUCGCGUAUGAUGCGAGUUUCUAGAAGAUUUGCGUGUAUUUUGUGCGUGACAAUAUAUGUUUUCUCUGACAAGUAAAAUUGUGGUUUUAUUAGUAUACUACGUCACAUCGGUUUCUAUGUGUGUCUAUCUGUUACCGCAAACUGCGUAUUGCAUGUUUGAUGGAAAUCAUUGACCUCGCGAGCAGUUGACCGAGUUUUACGUUCGUGGAUUAAGAAAAAGAAUUAUAGUUUUGUUUAAAUUGAAAAUUUUCUUUUUGGAAAAUUCAAAAUUUUAUAUUUUAUUUUGGAAUAGUUCUCCCUGUUCCAUUUGAAUUCCAUUUAAAUCACUAUAAUAAAAUUCGUUGUAUAUAUUCGAAAUAUCGCAACAUCUAGAUCCAUUUUUUCAGCCAUUUGGUAUAUGGCUCUCGGUAAGAUCUACGCGUUCAAGGUCGGUGCACAAAACAAGUAGCCGGCACGUAAAGUGGUCGCAUGCACAUGCACGCUGUACACGAUACGCGAUACUCGUUUCCUGACCAAAAAUAAUAGUUCGUCGAGCGCGCACAAGUCGAACCGGCCGCUGAUCGAGGUCAGGUUCUUUUGCAUUCGUUUAUUCGUUCAUUCGCUUGUUCAGUUGCUCGCGUCCACGAUAAAUUACCGGCGACACGCGUAAUCUCGACCUUUUCGACUCGCCUAGUGACUGUACUAUAGUGUUCUUUUCAAUUGUACCGUUCGCGCUUACUUGCUCUCUUGCGCGCGCUGUUUUCUGUCCUUGUCGUGUAUGUAUUCGUGAAUACGCUUUCGGUUCGCUCGCACGCGACUCCGUGUAUGGAAGUGUGGAGCAGCGGUGCGUCGUAUUUUCUUGCCUCGCAUAUAUUCUAUCGGUUGUUAAUUUUUUUAUUUCACGUGAUUUGGUGUGAUCGUAGUGAAUGUUGUGAAACAAAGGUGAAGAAAGAAGAGAACCGACGAAGGUAGAAAGAGAAAGAAAAAAAGGACAAUAACGCUACAGAAGUAAAGUGAAACGAUAUUGAGCGGGAAAAGCAAACACAUAGAAAGAGAAAAAAGCAAACUGGCGUGUGAGUAGAAGGGCAAGUUGGAACUUGGAGUAAGAUAAAGACAGACGCGAACGAGGUAGAUCGAAAGUCGUCGAACGGUGAAAACACGGCUACGAAAGGAAAUUAAUACUACGAAACAGUUGACGGGAUAUAUCUAGUAGAAAAAAAAAAGACGGUUCUUGAUGCAUAACGCGGUUGGAAAGGCCUGGCCAUCGAUUUGCCGUCCGUGAAUCUAGUGCGCGUUUGAAAUCGGGCUAGUCUCGCGCGCGCGUGUGUGUUACGUGCACCUAAGCGAACGCAGCCAGCGAGGCGCGCGGACGGACGAGAAAAGGAGGAAGAGGUGGCGGUGGUGGAAGAGGGGGCGGAGAAGGAGAGGCGGUUGAACAGGCGGGCGGAGAGAAAAGUUCGAGAAGCGGCAACACCAGUGCCAGCCAACAUCAACAACAUCAACAACAACAACAAUACAGAUCGCCGCGGUGUAUACAGGGCUGUUGCUCGUGGUGUGCGUUCUGAACGUUUAUCGCGUUGUGUGUCGCCGCGCGCGGUGUCAUCGGUGUGUGUGCCGGGAUUGCAGGGAAAGAGGUAGUGAACCGAAGCCGCCAGAAUUACGCCAAACCGGGGAAAUAUGAGCAUUGCUGCCCUACUACAGGCCGCCGAGUAUAUUGAACGAAGGGAAAGAGAAGCUGAACAUGGCUACGCUUCGACGAUGCCGAUGCCCGAUGAUAUGCGGACGGUCACAAAAAGGCCAAAGACGAAAAAAUCCCAGGGCAGCAGGACAACUCAUAACGAGCUGGAGAAAAAUAGGAGAGCUCACCUCAGAAAUUGCCUUGAAAAGUUGAAGGUAUUGGUUCCGUUAGGUCCGGAAACCUCAAGACAUACCACGUUGGGCCUCUUGACUAAGGCCAAGCGUUUUAUCAAGAGCCUGGAGGAGCGCGAGCGCAAGCACGCCGUGCACAAGGAACAGCUGUCCCGCGAGCAGAGGUUCCUGAGACGACGGCUGGAGCAGCUGACGAACCAGACGGGCCUGCACGGCCUCCACGGCCUCCACGGCCUCCACGGGCUGAGCUCGAGCGCCCCGACCGGUUCCUCUUGCGGCCCUGGAGCCGCGGCCGCUGCGGCUCUCCUCUCGAAACGGCGCAGCGUUUCCGAGUGCUCGCUCGGCACGGCCUCGUCAACCAGCUCCACGGCCAGCUCCAGGAACUCCGACAGGUCUGCGGGCAGUCCCUCCGUCUCGGAGUCCGCUUUCUAUGAAGUAGAUGUAAUCGGUUACACGAGCAAUCAAUCGGACACCGAUGAUCACAGCAGCGUGCAAAGCAGCAGCGACAGUGGCGUCACAAUGUCCACCUCCAGGCUGACCCUUUCCGAAAUGAUGGACAAUCUUUAGACAAAGAGGUGGCGCGGUGGCGGCGGAAGAGGAACGUGGAGGGGGAGCAUUUGAAGGUGAGGGGGAGGAGGAAGCGGCGGGGAAAGAUUGGGAUGCUGGACGAGAGGGACGCACGAGGGGCGAGGAAGAGGCAGCGGGGAGAGCAAUCCGAGGUAUCAGCUACGAGCGUACGUGCACGCACCACCCCCUUGGUCCACCUCGCGAAGGGACGCGCGGGACGCGCGCCGCGACGCUCUUCGCCAAGGAUGAGACGUUGUUGAAGAGGCGUGUACGCGCGUACAUCCGUGGCUAACUUGGAUGGUGUUUGAAGAAGAGGGGGAUGGAUGAAGUAGCGAGGGGAACGACGACUUCGAACAACCG